AUGCCUUUCGAUGUUAGGAGGUGAGUACGGGCUUUCCUCCGUGUUUUUCUCACAGAAGAAGAGGCGGGGGUGUUUGUUGUGCAGUCUGUGAGCUAGAGAUGAUGAAUAAACUGUUUGUGAAGAAAUCUUUUCUAAUGAGUGGGAGAAAGUUGAAACAGUCUUGGCUCACUUUUGGCAUGAAUGGACUCUAUUGUAGCGAGGGCUGUCGACUGUUUUAGGAGUCUGAGUGAUGCUCAGGUAGGAGUUUUUGUCUUGGUUUCUUUCUGCGCAUGUGCAGAUGUCCACAUCCAUCCUCAUUUUUCUAAGACGUGAAAGUGAGCACAGUGACCCCGGGACUAGUUUCCAGUUGACAACGGCUUUUCAUAGCUGCAUGUUUUACCCAACAAAUUUUACAACCAUUGUAUCGUCUAAUUUACAUUUCAGCCCGGUAUGCUUUCCCAAAUACACAAUACUAGUAUCAUUAGCCACCAGUACACAGCUAUCACUGACAGGUUGCCUUUCAGAAUACACUAUUACACAGACAAUGAGAGAAUCUAUCGAUAAUUGGGCACAGAAACACAGAGCCACAUGUAAGAGCCUCACCUAUGAAGCUGUUGAAACUAUCAUCAGAGCACACCCUAUUAAUUUAAUGGACAGGAUGUUUGCAGAGCUUGGGGACAGAUACUAACUGCUCUGUCAAACCCUUAUGUAUACAACCCUGUACUGAAGAGAGGAAAGGGUUGCCUCUGCUACCAAAAUGAAAUCAUGUAGGACGGCCAUGGUUGAACCAAAUAGUAUUAAGUAGUUUAAUUUGUUUAUAUCAGAUAAAAACACUAAAACUGCCCAGAAGACAAAGUAGUUCACUACACUUUUAUCCAAGUACCUUAAAAUAGAGUACAAUUAAAUGACUAAAAGACAGUUAGUCCCUACAUUUGGUAAGCUUAAGCAAGAGACAAUGUCAUAAUUUCUAUAAUUUAUGACAUCAAAAUGGCUGCUUUUUAGGGAUGGGAAUUGAUAAGAUUUUAUCGAUAACAAUUCCAUUAUUGAUUCUGCUUAUCGAUUCAAUUCUUUAAUGAUUCCCUGAACAAUGCCUUUCUUUGAUUUAAAAAAAAAAAAGUAGACUAUAGAUUUUCACCGUUAACUCCAAUUUUAUUGAGUCUUUGUUAACAGAAAAAGAUGUAUGCCACUUUUAGUGAGAGUCUAAAAAUAAUCGAACAACAAACUAUAUUUACAGCAUCUACUUCGGUCGGUAUUAGGUCAAAUACAUAAUAUGUUGUUAAGUCUGGCAAGCAUUGUGCUAAUGUUAACACAGGACAUCUUUCUUAGUCAAAUUGAGCCACACUUCAGAUCGUUUCUGCCUAAUUUUUGUGCUCUCAGACAUGUUUUUUUCCUUGUCACUGUUCUCGUAGAUUGGCUCUUACGAGACCACUUUUCACGGCACCUAGAAGAAAGGAAUCGUUAAGGGAAUCGUUAAGAUAAAAUGUAAAUGAUGUCAAUGGAUUGAACCAUUUGGAACCGGUUCUCAACAAGAAAUGGUUCUCAAUUCCCAUCCCUACUGCUUCUUGAUUUCUUUUGAAUUAAUAAUUGAUUAAAUGGGGGCGGCAGUAGCUUUGGAGGCAGAGCGGUUGUCCAACAACUGCGAGGUUGGCAGUUUGAUUCCCCCCUACCCCUAGUCUGUCUGUUGUGUCCUUGGGCAAGACACUUAACCUACCUUGCUCCCAGUGUGUGUCCCCCACUGGUGUAUAAUUCGUGUGUACGUCGUUUUCAAUAAAAGUGUCUGCUAACUGAAAUUGUAAUCUUGUAAAAAAAAAAAUGACCCCACGUUUCUUUUACAAUAUUACAGGAAAGGGAGGCUUUAAAAAGAAAAGAAAAUAGCACACAAGUGUUCUCAUUUUUUCUUCAUUUUAUUUCAUCCUAAGUUUAGUGGGACUGUGAUAAGCAUUUUUCUCGGUCUGUUUCCUCCUGUUUAUCUACCCUCAUUUUUUCCACUGACCACAGCUUUGUUGUAAUGACAGAAUGAAUUUGUCAGCAUAGAGGCUCUGUUGUAAACUCUCGUUGACACCACAGUAGGUGACCUGUACUUGAUAGUCGUGUGAGAGCAUGUGUGUCAUGGUGUCAUGAUGUGGUCAUAUCCUGUUAAGAUGCUUCGCUAACUUCAUGCCCUGUUUUUACAAAACCAGCAUUGCAACAACUGGAAAUAGCUCGAUUUACCAACUACUUAACAGUGAGGUUUCACCCACUCAGAAACACUGGUAGGUUAGUCAGCAGUAUGACAGUGUGUCGCAAACAGUGUAGCGUAGCUUACCGUAGAUUACACCAUGUAAUGAGAUAGCAUGUAUUCCCAGAAUGCUGUGGUUUAAUGGACAAAUGACUGUUUUAACCACAUCAGAAGAAAACUUUGGUCCAUUUUUUUCUCACAGUUCUAAUCAUCAACAUCCAGUAUGGAAAACAAAACCAAAACUGUCUUUUUGUGUAUCUCAAUAUCUGUCUGUGACACUUAAUCCCAAUCUCACAGGUUUCUAUGACUGGUUGUGUAAUUGGUAUAUUUCUUUACUGAUAGCAUGGAAUUAUAAAGACUGAUAAACAUUUCCCCUGUGUUCCCAGAUUUGUGUUGUUGUGAAUCAUGGGGUUGGCAUUAGCUAACAAUGCUUCAUCUGUUUAUUCUUAAGGACUACUACCAAUCGCAGAUUGUAAACUGUUGUUCGUCAACAAAAAAAGAACAAUUUAAUACUGCCACCUGUAACACGAAGACAACACGACAAAACUGAAAUGAUAAAAUAUUUGUGAGCCAAUUUUGAAAUUUUUACGUUUUUCCAUGCUUGUCUGAUAAAGGAUUUUAAGGCAGUUUGAUAGGUCAGGGUUCUCUCUGUCAACUUGGGACUACAGACAGGUUGUUUUAGUACCCAGGCUCUUUUACCCCUAUGCCAUGUCAUGUCACUUGCACGCACGCAGAAUAAGGUUUGGCGUGUUAUUGCUUUAUUGAAAAAACAGCAUUGUCUAGCUGGCAGCACUUGUUGCUCCAAUAAUUGUAUGAAUUGUUUUGCAUUUAAGAUGCCUUUUCAGGUAUAGUGUUAACUGUAUAAACAGACAGCAGUCUUGACUGAUUCUGAGCUCAUGUAGUUAUUCCCACUACAGAGUCAAGUCAGUUUUUAAUGCAGUGAGGCAUUAAAUUCACAGUCAUUAAGCAUUUUUUUUUCCAGUUGCUAAAAAAUAUUGAUGGAAGCUAGUUUUAAUGUUGUGAGUAUUUGCUGUCAUAAUACAUCACUGACUUUAAAUUGUCAAAAUCAGAAUAAACCGUCUUCUGUUCGGGAUGCUGUUCAGCCGUGAUGUCACAGUCUCUAUUCAUCAAGAGAAGCUCAUUCAGAGUGACUGAACAUCUUUUCUUCAGUAUGAAUAAGAGGACAACAGCAUUUAUGUCUGAGCUUAAUUGACCCUCAGCUUAUGUCAUUUAUUGACAAAGGAGGUUUGGUUUGUGCUGAGCUGAUGAUGUAGUGUGUUUGCUCCUGUGAUGAUUAGAUCACUGCGACUAAGCGCUGAAGGAAGGAUGCUCAGUGUCAGUGGCCGUCUUAUCUUGACAGUAACUGUUUGCUGGUUUUGACGUACAUGUUAGGCAGAUGGCUGGAUAGAAAAAAGGAAGUAGGCAUAAAUGUUGUCUUGUGAUGCGAGAUGAUCGUAUGUAAAAUAAAGAAUAGUUUAGGUAGUUUUUCACCCCAUUGCUUCAAAACAAGAACCACUGACUCAUAAGUGACUCAUUUGUGAGCUCUAUGGUUAAUUUAGUAAGGUCCUUUUCUUAAAAAAGCAACCCUGUGGUGUCAACAUAGAGAUGCCGGUACAGCGUGUACUCUAAUCAAAAAACAUCUGAGCCCCUUCACACACCACUGAGCAGUAGGAAGUGAUGUAGGGAGAUGUACUGACUGUAAUUCAGGAAAUUACAAACGUCAAGGAUGGACAUCAUCGAGUCAACAUUAACACUCAUGAAUACAAAGUGUUCUGAGCACAGGUAAUGAGGUGAAACUAAGCCCCACUGCAACCUUUAGUAUAAGAAAACCUGACCGUAACAAAGGUAGAGGGGAGGUAAGAUGUCCCAAUAUUUUAUUUUAUUUUUAAAUUGAAUUUUGACAGAGUUACAAGAAUAACAAAACCGUUAAGAGGGCAUUAAGCUAGCAGUGUUUUCGUUUUGGAAAGAAACAGACCUCACUUAAUACAUCAUUUCUCAAAAGAUAUCAAUUAAUUUUCAGAUGAUAUUCUAGUGUAUUCUCAGAAAAUAAUGUGUUAUGACAUUUUUUAGAUGCUACUUUAUUUACCAGUUUAUCUCAAGUUUAUCCCACAGGCAGAGGUAAAAUGAGUUUGACUCCCUUCAGCUGGCUCUUAUAAUCUUUGAUGUGGAGUGAAGUGUCUUACAUCUGUAGAAAAUCAGUCAAGAAUUUAACACAAACACUGAUUUACUGUACGUCGUCUUUAUCAUCCCUACAUUGAGGUCAUUGUCAGGCUACCAGGGUUUUUGUUUUGGACUGCCAGUCACAAUUCUUCGAGGCAGAUGCUGACUGUGUGUAAGCUUCGACUAUUUACAGUUCACAAGUAGAGUCAGAUUCCAUAUCACGUGUUUGGUGGACCUGUGAAGUGAGAUUGUGUUCCCUCGAUCAUGUCUGAUAUUAGCAGCUGGGAGGCGGUGACUGCUAAAAAUGGCAGUGAUCCUACAGCAAGUGUGAGGAUUUCUACCAUUAUUUAUAACCUGGACUCAUAUAUAGACUUGAGAACUUGACGUCAGAAGUAGACCAGCUGUUUGCAGGAGUUACUGCCCAUAGGCUGCCCCAUCAACAGCAGUCAAAAUGUAGCUUGAGAGUACUCUUAAGUAAAUGGACUGAAAUGGUGGACUGUACUUAUAAAAUGCUCUGUAUCACUUUAAUUUACCAAUACCGAAAUUUCUGACACUAACCGAUGCCAUUUUGCCCAUGUCAAUGUAUUCAGUGCCAAAAAAUGAAUAAAUAAAAGUUGGUUUUGGAUGUGUGUAGGUAGACGAUGGCCUCAUGUCCCUUUAAGACACUGUCCUACGUGGGAGACAUGACUCCACCCCAUCCAGUCUGUAAUAAAGAGGGAAAGACAGGUGAGGAGAUGGAGGACGGUUCAAAAGUUGUAGGUGGCUGAAGUAGAAGAAGUUAAUGUGGGAGGGGGUGAGCAGCUUGUGGAGUAGUUAUCGUCCAUUUAUCGUUAUUGAAGGGAACUGUUCAAUAUAUCGUGACAUUGAUUUGAGGCCAGCCCUAAUGUCACAUUCACACUGAUGGCAUGUUUUGUUUUGUUGUUUGUUUGUUUCUUGCUCAUCUGGGCCACAGACUUUACUAAAUUUAAUUUAACUUAAUUUAACUUAAGCAGUCAAAAGACAGCCCACAAAGCAUUUAUGGAGAAAAGAACUGAGAUUGAUUUGAGGCCAAUGAAAUAACUAAAUUGGAAAAAUUCUUGCUUGAAAUCAAAAGGAUACAAAAGUAUAAUAAAGACAAGAUUUGUAAGAUAGAGCUAGAAUGUACAACAACAGUUUUUUGAAAACGACAGAUGAUUCUAGUGAUAAAACUAAAGGUACACUUAAAUGAAACAGUUUGAAACAGAAGUUAGUCGACUCUAAAUCAAAUUUCUAAAAUGUCCAAAAGUGCAUUUAUGCCAAGGAGUUGCAGCAACUUGUUCCAGGAGUCAGGGGCGGAGUAACAAAAAGCAGUCUUUCCAAGUUCAGCUCCAGCUCCAGGAAGUAAUUGAAUUGAGGAGUGUGUCUGAUUAAAAACAAACAAACAAAAAAACAAUUUGAGAAAUGAAGGAGUACAGUGAGGUAUGGUGGUAAAUCUCAUGCCUCUCCUUUUUUCUCUAUUUACAUGUUUUUUCAGUCAGUUUUGUUUUUCAAAAUUAAAAAAUUAAAUUAUAGAAAAACACAGGGCUUACUAACUUAAAUGUAUCUGCUAUUGCACUCUGUAUAUCAAAGACAUCUUUUCCAGAGGCUUUGUCAUGUUUUUACUCAGAGGAUGGGACAGGGGUUCGAGUAGGAAACCAAGACAAGAGAAUGAGGAGAGUCAUAACGCAGCAGGUCAGAUUCAAACCCGGGCCUGCUUUGACAACUACAGUCUCUAUGGAGUGUGAGAUUUAACCACAGAGCCAAAAUACAGCCACACUGUGUAUUUAGCAUGAUAAUGGUGAGCAGGUAGAUUGAUUCUGGACUGAGAAUUUGGAUCAGCUAGUUAUCAGGCAGCAGUCAAUGCUAAGUUGCCUCUGUUGUAAUUACAGCCAUGCGAGGUGUACCACACACAAAUUGUGUGCUGGAUUUGUCCAUAGGUCGAUUGCUGUUGAGUAAAUCUACCAGGGGACCAAAGGCUUUUUGGGUGGUUCUGACCUCUAAAAGAUUUGAAAUGCUUUGAAAGAAACCCUUGGAGGACUGCUCCAAAUCCUGGCCAAGAACAUUUGCUGCUUCUCCUUUCUCUUAAGCUGUCUUGUCUGAUACAGCCAAAAAUGACAACAAAAAACAAAAAUAAUGUUGGUCAUGAACACUGGGAGCAUAAAAUUCUCCAAAGCUGAACAUAAAUAAAACCAGACUUUCAAGGAUUUCAUGGGAUAAUGGUGUUUAACGCUGUGCCCCACCUGUCUGAUGCUCUCAGGCUGAAAUUACUGGGACUAGAAGAACUUGAGAAAGUAGUGUCACGGUAAAGCUUAACAUCCAGGAAAUGUGGUAGUCUCAAAGUUAUUCUCACCCUGAUACAGAGCAACCCCUCCCUUAGCACAUCCACCCAGCUCCUCUUCAUGCCGUCUGCCCUAUAUUUCCUGUCCGGCCUGCUAUUCGCAUACAGUGACCUAAUAGGACACGGCUGCAGGAGGUUAUAGAUUGAUGGGGAUCAGAGGAAGAGGAAGAGAUCUAGGGAAGCUGGCUGGGGUGUUUAGGAUUAUUCAGGGGUCUUUGUGUUGUAGAUAAAAACAAAGGAGUGAGAGCAGGAGCCGAAGCUAAACAGACAAAGCAGCAGGGUCAGGGCUGGACAGGAGACCCACCCUCCCACUUCCUCCUCCGCCCUGCAUUGCAUCAGCUGAGAUUAUUUCACCGGCGGCUCUCGGAGGAAGAAAUUUGAACAGAUGUGAGAGUUUUUUGUUUUUUUUGACGGAGAUGAGAAAGGAGAGGAGAGAUGAGUGGGCGGGGUUUGCAAAGUCAGCGCAGUUUGGGGUCAAAAAUAUUUCACUCCCCAAAAAAGGACAUGCGCAAGAACACAUGAACCCAAAUAGUUUUGGUGUUGAGCAGCAGAAUUUUUCCUCCUCUCAGCUCCCCAAAUAGGCAACAAGGAUUUCACAAGAAGAGAGCUGAUUGUGUCAGGUGGUGACGAGUCUCCUGCACUUCUGCUUUCACUUUUUAACACCUAAUAUGCCUUUUCCCCUACAUUUCUGAAUUUCGGGAUCAACUUGCUCAAUCCCACACUCGUGGUAUUUAUUUUGAUCAUAACUCAAACUUUUAGGGCCAGGAAGAUCUUAGGAUAAAAUCUGAGGUGUGUGAUACCGUUAUGUUUAAAUCACAGCGUGUGUCUCUUUCAGCAGUGAAGGUGUGUGCUGAUAGUGUGUAUUUCUAUGUGUAUGUUGAGCGUCAGAGACCUUUGUUGGGGUCAGGUCAGAAUUACAGAGCACACAUUCAGAGGAAGAGGUGACACCCUAUAAUAAGUGUGUAUUUGUGUGUCCACAUAGUGUGUGUGUGUGUGUGUGUGUGUGUGUGUGUGUGUGUGUGUGUGUGUGUGUGUGUGUGUGUUGCGGCUGGCUGUACGGCUGGCUGUCUGGACCUGUUGUGUGUAAUGGCGUUGGUCCAGAGCUAACAUUCCACCACUCUUCUGUAAUAUCGCACUGCCUUAUGGGUACAGAAUGUGCUUAUUUUCACAGCACGUAGUGUUGACAAUUUCUUUUUUUUUUCUCACUCACUCUUUCUCUCUCCCUGUUAUUUUUCUUGACCCCCCCAUCCCCCCUCUCUUCUCUUUCUCUCUCUCUCUCCUCAGAUUUGAUAUCUACCGGAAAGUGCCAAAAGAUCUCACCCAGCCAACAUACACAGGAGCUUUCAGUGAGUUAAGUCCUUAAAUGACAGUAGACCAAAACUUACCUCCUUUUAUGUGUCUGUGGGAUUUAAGAAUAAUGUUAUAUUUAUUUGGAGCUUAGUUUUUAGCAUCGUCCAUAUAAAUGUAAAUAAAAUCUAGCAUAUCAGGUUUUCUUAGGUUAGGUUGAUUAGGUUGAAAUGGUGAAAGGAGGCGGGGGGGUUCCAACUGUUUUCAACCAACAGCCUUCGCUCAGUGUUAUUGACAUCUACCAGUAGGGGUGGGAAUCACCACUGGCCCCACGAUACGAUAUUAUCACGAUACUUGGGCCAUGAUACGAUAUUAUUGCUGUUUUUAACAUUUUACAAGACAGUGAGUUUUGCAAUACGAUAUAUUGUGAUCUAUACAUAUUUUUCAACUGUAAGCUAAUUUAGCGUUUGGCUUUCCACUAUGUUGUCUUAUUUACGCUGUAUUUUAUUCUCAUGUAGCACAUCUUGCAAACCUUAUAUAUAUUUGUUGUACUAACUUUCUCCUGCUUUAUGACGUCACCUCUGCCAACCUCACUGGACAAACAGUUGAUUUAAUUUUUCCAUUGUCAUAGAUUUGACUUCACAUUAGCAAUUAAUCUGAAAAAUCGAUACUUCAUACGAUAUAUCACCAGACAAAAUAUUGCAAUACUAUGCUGUAUUGAUUUUUUCUCCUACCCCUAUUAACCAGAUUAAACUACUGUCAAACUGGGCUCUGCUGUGCUUUGAGACGUCGCCUGUCUCCAGCGCUGCUAGUAAAUAAUUGUAGCAUAGUGGAAGUAACCAUUACAGCAUAGAGACAGUAACCGUUAGUCGGUUAAACAUGCAAAACCCUGACUCCAUCCUGGGCUGACAGAUGUUGCUCAUAAGCGCCCAUGAUAACCACAAUAACAUCAAACUCAAGUGAAGAAAUGAACACAUGUAGUUUUCUUUUCCACAUCUUUUCUAACGUAUUGGAGAAAUUCAAUGUACAGUCAUUAGAUAGAAUUAGCUGUUGCGGGUAUUACACAUCUUUGUGAUAACUUGGCUAACUGGUUCAUGACUCACAGCUCUCGUGUCUCUUUUUUAAAAUACCGUGUGUCAUUAUUCCAUUUUUUCUUUUUUGGAUGACAAAAAACAGGACAGACUGUGUUCAGCAGUGAAAUGCUGCAUCUUUAUUAUUCAUUUGUUUCCUCCCGUUGUCAGUGGUUGAGGAUAGCACUUAGUUUUACUGUCUCAGUUUUGUGAAAGUUGUGAAAAAAUGUGACAAACCAGACUUACUCCGACACCCACAUUUUUCUAUUUCACUUGACUGACAGCCUUGCCUUCAGCGUCUGCUCUUCAGGGCCAAUUACUAGAGUCCCUGCUGCUGUGGCAAGACUUUAGAGUUCAUAUUCAGCAUACAUAAAGAGUCGAAUAGAAAGUAAACAGAAAGCAGAACCAGGUAUUGCUGGUGGGUGUUUUCAGAAACAGGUAGGGGAAAGGAGGAGUUGACAUCUGUAAUUCAAGUACCUGCCUGUCAAAGCUACGUCCUGAUGGAGUCAUUGAGCUCGGGGGCUAUACCUGUUUUAGCACAACUAGUAUGGUAAGAAUGUUAAUGAUCAAGCUCUUUCAUCGCCACGGGCCCUUGAGAAGUCAUCAGUGGAAAUCUCAACGCUUUUCCUGUCAUGUCAUGUGCUUUCCUGCUUGUCAUCAAUCAGUCAUUGUGUAAUCAGGGAUUGUAUUGAUUAUUCACAGCUUGCUUGAAUACAAUAGGCCCCGUGAUACAUUUUUAGCCCCUCAGUCAUUUUCUAGUAUUGGUUAUUCAUUAGUCAGCUGAUGACAGCGCGAAGUAGAACAAAACGUCAAGUCCAAACCAAACCGAUGACAGAUUGUGUAAGCAGUGAUGUUGCUGAACUGUGAACAGUUUGAAAAUGAUUAUUAACACUUUCCUGGAGGACGGGGAAGAGAAUGGGUCUGCUAAACAUAAAUGCACAGUUUCCACCCAGGAGGGAAAUGGAUGGAAGUUCAGUUCCUGCACAGUUACCACCCUUCCUGUCUCCUUCCACCGUCUAGGGCUGAGGGCAUCGGGUUGAUUUAGAUAUUAGACACCAGCCCACAGCAGCUCAACCCGCAUUUUGACUUAUGUUGUUCAUGGGUAAAAAGGAACAGACCCCCCCCCCCCCACACACACACACACACACACACACACACACACACACACACACACACACAAAGGUCAAAUACUUGACCCUGUCUGCUUUUGUUAUUUUGUUUUAGAGCCACAUUCCUUUGGGCUCAAUUUCUAUGGUGCUUACUGUGGACGCGACCUCUGUUUGGGCCUCAGACAUUUUCAUAGCCGAUCUUGCUUAGUGGGGAACUCAUGUAUCAACCUGUAAUGUGAUUUAUUUUCUGUCAAACUGUCCAAACUGGGGGGAGGGUCAUGGGAUCAUCUGAUUACAGAUAAGCAGGGCUAGUUUACAAGGCUGCCAGCUGAUUCACGGUGUUACUGUAUCCAGUCCUUUGUGUCACAGAUUAGUAAUAAUGGAGCAACUUUUUCAUCCCCCUUCAUGGCAUGGGUACGUGCCAGGAUGGAUGAGCUCGAGACUUAAUAAAAACCGCACAUUUACAGUCUUUACAAAUCAUUGGGCUUGUCAGUGUUUCCAUGGCAGGCCUUUUAAAAGUUUAAAUCAGUGGCAGCCUCUUUCUUUGAUCUUCUUUAAUCCUCCUUCCAGUAUUUGACUCUUUCAAACCCGGGAAGAAUUACCGUAGACGGCUUUGGAUGAGCCUGAAUUGAUGUCCGAUGUGUCAUAGCGACACUCCCUUUUGUUUGGUGGUUAAACAUCACCUUAUGUAAAGCCUCCACCGGCUACAGGUUUGGCCCUGAUGCCCUGCUAACCACAGGGUCAUGUGACUGUGAGCUGCUAGGAGACUGUUGCCACGUAAACACGCCUCACCUGCUGAGUGUAAGCUUCCUGAUGGAGGCUCUCGCCAUACCAGAUAGACCGCAGUUGCGCAGACACAGAUCAGUUCCUUCCAUAUUUAUCUUUGUAAACACAUGAGAGCACUUGAAAUGUGCUGAUUAGUUUGACACAUGAAAUGAAACACAUGCCACAUGUCCUUUCAAGUUUAGACUUUGUUUGAACCCAGACCAGUGCUUUGAGUGGGAAAUAGAAGUGUCAGUACUCCCCUUUUUGACUUGUUGGCAAGUGUAUUGUGCGCCCACUACCAGUUAGCCAUGAGUAUGGUGUUCAAAAUGUCCACAGUUAAUAAAAGAUACCAGAAUAUGAUCCUGAUCUUAACCACACACUUCUUCAGUGUGUCACACAAACAAAGAACCUCUGGAUCUUUGCAUCACCACGCUACAGUCCACGCUACCAUCUACUUUAGGGGCUACCAUGUAUCAUCAAGAGAAACAUUUAUACGGGGAGGACGGGAUAGGGUGCUGGCAGCUGGUGAGAAGUCCCAGGAUGUUGAAACAGUCCAAAUACACCAUGGGGAUCUAUUUGGAAGAGGCCACACUGUGUACUGAGGCACUGACCCAGACUGAACAGGAAUACUUGAGCUUUUCUCAGUUUUUACAAACUUUAAAUACACUGAUUGGUUACUGUCUAAAGUUUGCUGGAAAGAUUGGCACAACUGACCUCAAACCCACCCUGGUAGACUGUUAGAGGGAAUGGCUGUGUUCAGAGCGAACAAAAUCACCGUACUAGAACCAAAUGAACAAAUGAACACCAGAGCAAAGUGCAGCAAACAAACUGACAUUUCUCCACUGAUCUAUAUGGACAGAUUUAAAGACGAUAUAACAUUUAAAUUAUAGUAAUGGGCUCAUGUACCAGUAUUCUCAAACUCAUUUAUCCAGAUACAAAUACACACCUUUUUUUUCACAACACCAAGUCUCUCCUGGACUAGAAUAUACUAGUGACUCUUAGAAGAGUGUAUUUGUUUUUUUAAGAUAAAAGACAUAAAACAAACUUCACAAUGGAUUCAUGAUUUUAAAAAGGAUGAUACAUUUGAUUUUUAAAUGUAGUUUCUGCUUCAUUUCUUAGCUUUGUGGAGUGACUGACGUAGAGGCUGCUGUCAGGUUUUUAUCCAAACUUUUGUAAAAGACUUGUUGCUUUUCGUCUCUGACCCUUUUAAAAAUACUUCCGCACAGCUGACUUGUUUAAGUUUGUUGUUUUCACACGCAAGCUUUCGUUAUGUGUACCUACUCGAUGAGUCACAUCAUCACCAGACAUGCUUGUAUUUGCCAGUGCUUAUAAUUGGCUUUUUCACUUGUCAUGGGACAGUAUCAGUUAACUGAAAACACUGUGCAACCCGACUUUAUAAGUUAGCAUAGAGGUCCUUGUGAGGAGUUCCUAACUGAUUGUAAAACACUUUACAGGAUUAUGAAGAUUUUUUUUCAAACUGAGUAAAAUCUACUAAUCUUAAUACCUUAAAAAGUUGGUGGGAGGAUGUCUAAAUAUGUACAGGAUGAAAAAGGAGUGUCCCUUUGACACAAACUGAAAGUUCCUCUCAGUUCGUCUAUAAGAAGCAUCAGAGCUGAUUUUGCCAAAAAAGGCUUUAGCUCAUUUUUUAAGUGCUAAAAAUGCUCAAUGAUUUUGCCUGAUCGUCCAGAUUUGGCCUCUGUCUCGGCUUUUGUUAAGAUCAGCUGUGGUCAGAGUACAGUAAUUGUCAGUGUGUGUGAGGACACCUAAAUUGAGCUGUUUGAAGGACGCACAUAACAUGAGCUCACCUCUCCAAAGCGGAUAUGCUGUCAUGGCUGCCUGUUGUGUUGGUAUUUAAUGUGUAAUUAGCGUAGGAGGGUUUGUAAAGACCUGCGUAAUGGUGGAAUUAACACUCCCAGUAAAAGAGCUAUUUAGAGAAAAACUUUAUGGCCCCUGUGAUUUCAUUAAUGUCAGAAUCUUAGCUCAGCUGUUCCUUAAGGCUGGAACAGCCGGGCUCGUUUUGUUUUCAUCACCUUAUUAAAAACCGGUCUAAUUAGAGAUUAAAGUGAAGAGGUGCCAUAUUGGAGCUCAACAGGGAUUUAGGUUUAAACAAAGUCUUAACUCAAACUUUCUUCCUCUCUGCCCACAGUUUCCAUCCUCUGCUGUGUCUUCAUCCUCUUCCUCUUCCUGUCUGAGCUGACUGGAUUCAUAGCCACUGAAAUGUAGGUAUCACCCAUCACAUCCUAGAAUAACCGUCCGUCUCUCGUAAUAUCCGGUGGCUGAUCUAGAGAUAGCUUCUUUGUUGCCCCGCAGGCACAGGACCUGCCGUCUGAUAUAUAUACGAGAGACGGGGACUUCAUCAUGAAUGCCAAUGCCUCUAUUAUGAUGUACUCAGCUCUGCGCCUCUUGUAGCCAAUAAAUGGAGGCUGUUUUCUCUCAGGAAAUUGGCUUUGAGUGUGCGUCAGCCUCUUGGCGAUGUGUAAUAAGGGAUGACUAUGGGAGGAAGUGACAAGAAGGAAAUUGCACUGUCAGAGAGGCGCAUUAAUUGGCAGAAGACGUAUCUACUCCAGUGUUACAUUCGGGACACAAAUCCAGUAUUGUAGCUGAAAUUGACUGUUUUUCUUCACAUUCAAGGUUUUCUUUUGGUUUUCAGAUUUUCUAAUGAGCCGUUUCUUCUUCUUCUUUCUGCCCCUCACAGUGUAAAUGAACUGUAUGUGGAUGAUCCUGACAAAGACAGUGGUGGGAAGAUAGAUGUGAGUUUAAACGUCAGUUUGCCAAACUUACACUGUGAUUGUGAGUAUAAUAUACAUAAUAUACAUAAAUGUACAGCUCUUCAUUUCUCUGCAUUUCACCCUCUCUUUGUGUGUUCUCCUUUUCACAUGUUUUAUGGCCUCCUUUCUACUGUUACUUAUCAGACAGCACGCCUUAUCAUGUAACACGCCACACUGGCAAAAGAUAAAUACCGCCUUAGAUAAAGAGGAGGCCUCACAACAACAUAAUGGUUUGUUUACCUGCUCUAGUGUGGCAUGCUCGUUGAUAACACUCGAUUUUUCACCCAGCCUCCAGCCUGUGCAGCCUCUAUUUGAUCCGCUUCUUCCACACAGCCCCCCAUCUCUGGUAUAAAGUUGCCUCUCCUGGCCUGUGUUUUGCCUCAGCGCUUGAGAAGUGGGCAGGCCAGGGCGAUGCUUGCCAGGAUGGAGAGUCACUGGUUAUUUGCUCCUCAUGACUGCUGUCAGAAACUAUUCCAAUGACAAAUCACACACACACACACACACACACACACACACACACACACACACACACACACACACACACACACACACACACACACACACACACUAUCACAGAUGCACACACACCAGUUGGAGUGCCCAGAAAACACAUUCAUUGGAUUCAAGCGAUAUCCAAAAAUGGCAACGCUAAUAAAUGCCUGUGUGAAAAAUUCAGUCCAGAUUUCUGAAGAGAGAUUCUCUGGCACACAUGCGCACACAUGUCGGCCAUGUGUUCAGACGAGCUCUCUCAUCACAUGCCUAAACAAAGGCCUCCUCUUGCCGUUUCCAAUUAAAGCUCUUGAUGAUAGUAUGUAUGUUGGUUUUGUUUAUUUGCAGAAUUUAAACCUUUCUUCUGCAGACCUGUGGGGGCCCCUUAAAUACCGGGCUCAGGCACGCUGGUCUAACCACACGGCUGCAGCUGGAUGUUAUGGCCAGAAAUGUUCCUCUGCUGUUCACCCAGAGGGUUAAUAUUCUACAUCUGGUUAUUUUCCAAACAGGCCGUCAUCCUUUAAAGAUUGACUGAAAGGGAGAAAUCAUUUCAUCAUGGAAAAGCUUGCAUUUCCCUCUUUUUUUUGCUGCUGCCCUGCAUUUCUCUCCUCUGACCUUUACAGGUUGCUUGGCCUUGGUUUGUGACUCAAUGGAAAAGCAGAACCAGCAUGUAAUAAUCUUAUAAUAAUCCCUCCACAGCAGCUCAGAUCCACUUUAAACGAACUCUCUACCGAGUGGAAAUGUCUUAAAAAGGAGAAACAAGCAGCUCGGACGCGCUCGCACUGACUUAGCUUAUAUUUGUGCGCUGUAUUUAAAGAUCUGGACAGAGGAGCGCCGUGGGGGUCGAGCUUGUCUUGAAUGUCAAAGUUCAGACAGGCGGCGUGUGGAGGUUUUAGCACAGACCAAACAGACAGCCCUCUCUCCUGCACUGCACUGCAGGCCCACACUCCACACAGGCCUGCUCUGAAAAUAGGCCAGUGCCAGUGUGCCAAUCCACAGAGGUCUGCAGGGGAGAGGGGGGAGGGGGGUUUGAGAGGUCUGGAUGGAAAAACACAGACAGAGAGAGAGAGAGAGGGUGACGGGCAAGAUAGGUGGUCUGUGUCCUUCUGUGUUUACUCUGUGGGACACAUUUUGCAGAGACAGUGAGACUUUCUCUCAUCAUUCCUCUAUUGUGUUAGUGAAGAGGCGCUCAGGUGGUUACCAGAUACAAAAGUGACACACCUGUUGAUUACCUUUAUUUUCCACUUCUGUUAACAACGCUUAUCAAUACUUAAUCACAGAUCAUAAUAAUAAUAAUAGUAAUAAUAAUAAUAACUUUAUUUGUAUAGCACUUUUAAAAAAACCGAAGUUUACAAAGUGCUUUGACAUGUAGUCAUAGAGCACAUGGAAAAAGACAGAUAAAAACAAAAAGCUUAGUAAAAGCGGAAUUGAAGGCCGUUUUUAUGUCAUAAGGAACCCAGACAAUACAAGAACCAUGCAACAUAAAAUGAAACCAUGAGGACCAAAAUAAAAACAUAAAAUAGUUCAGAAAAAAAGAAAAUGCAAUUAAAAGGGAGGAGGAAAGCAGAAACAGGAUAGUAAAUUUAAAAGGCAAUAUCAACAAUGAUAGUAAAAUAAUAAGAGGUAAUACUGAUAAUAAAAGUUAUGAUAAAAUAGAGCAAAGAGCAGAUGGUAGAAAUGUGGCUCUAAUGGUUUGUGGCUUUGUUUUCUACAAUAAGGCUUGUUUGCACAGAGAUAGAGAAGUAUAACUUGCUCCAAACGAACAUAGAAUGAAUCAUUCAAAUCUGUGCAAGCACACACAGAGGCAGUCUCCUCAGGAGUGAAGUUUGUGAAGCCUUAAACUCAGUGUUUUUUGAGCUGCUCUGUACAGCUUUAGUUAUUUAGGCCCUCACUUUGUACUAAAAUAUGAAGAAUUUAAAUCCCCUGAGACCAAAAGCCUGCCUCAAGAACAAGCCAGCUCUUUAAAAGGGCCCGACACCUGAGGCAGUAAAAACGAAUAAAAAAACAGUACAUCUACAACUUUUCAAGAGAUGUGAAGACUCAUUGUCCUGACACUUGAGGAGCUCUUUUCUCCUCACAGAAUACCUGCAGCACAUGUUCUACAGAUUGCUUUUGUGUUGUCCUCUUUGAAACAGUGACCUCAGUUUUACUUAGUGGUCAGCUGAAUGUGAAAGCGUUAUUCUUCAUAACUGUAUGUGAUGGUGAAUCACUGACCGCCACAGUUACAUAAGUGUUGCUUCUCAUGUAUGGAUAUUUUGGAUGUUGAAAUAGUUAAUGUUUAACAAGAUGAACCGUGACCUUUCUCACAGAACAUGGGAAGAUUUUUGAUUGAUGAAGAAGCUGUGUUUGAUUUUUGCUUCUAUUUCCUCUCCUUUUAAAUAUUUUUCAUCUCCUCUGUGUCUCCUUGCUCCCUCAGUGUUGGGUUUGGACAUCCAGGAUGAGAUGGGCCGGCACGAGGUCGGUCACAUAGACAACUCGAUGAAGAUUCCCAUUGACAACGACAGUGGCUGCCGCUUUGAGGGAGUCUUCACCAUCAACAAAGUAAAUCCUCCUCACACUGUGGAAAAUACUCUUCAAAUGAGUGUCUUUACUCAGCGGACUCCCCCAGAGUGAGGCCAGAAUCUGCCUUUUUUCUGAUACAACAAUUCACAUGAGGCCUGAACACAACCUCUCAGGCUAAACGUCGUUUAUUUGCUGUGAGCCUCGGUUUGAGAUGAAUGAAGUAGAGCUGCUUCCUCCUCCUGUCUAAAUCAAGUUACAUGUAACGUUAGAGCUCUGGGAUCAGUUUGAGUUACAUCUGACAGUAUAGUCUGGACUCUGUGAAGCGCUGUUUGUGCUUCCACCACCUUGUGCGUCACACUUUCCAUUACACUUAAAAUAAUUAACCAACCUGUGGUACAUUUAACGCUCGACCUGGUGGAAUGUUUAGUAAUCUAUGAAACGUGUCAAAGUAGGAGUAAAGGAUCAUUUAGUUUCCCGACACAUUUGUGCGCUCGCAUUCAGACUUGGUCAUUAGUUAAGUGGAAGUGCUGCAGGUACUUGUACACUCGUACUACUAUGUGUGUGUGUGUCUUCAGGUACCAGGAAACUUCCACGUGUCGACGCACGGUGCUACAUCGCAGCCUUCAAACCCUGACAUGACCCACAUCAUCCACAAGCUGGCCUUUGGGGAAAAGCUCAUGGUCAGGACUGAUUCAAAACAUACCGAAUAGAAACGAUCCAGAGAAGAUGGAGUUUGAACAAAGAUCUCUUUCUCCUCUUUUUUUUUUCCCUCAUUCAGGUACAAAAAGUAAAAGGAGCCUUUAACGCAUUAGGAGGGGCAGACAGGCUGUCCUCCAAUCGUAUGUAUUCUCCCCGCACAUGUUCUCAUCAUAACCACUAUGUCACAUUUAUGUAAGGCUGCUCUGGUGUUGGAUGAAGCAAUGAAAUAGGACACCUAGUGGACAUAUUGAAUCCAAACUGAGUGGAAACUUUCUCCACACAGCUGACACCGCAUGUCACAUGGAGAAGCCUGCAGCCUGUUGCGUCACGAACAAAACUGCAUCCUUUUUUGGGAACUUUCUCUCAAAAGUUAAAACAACUUUUUCAUUUUUUUUUUCUUGCAGCUCUGUCUUCACACGACUACAUCCUGAAGAUCGUCCCGACGGUGUAUGAAGAUCUGUCAGGCAGGCAGAGGUUCUCCUACCAGUACACAGUAGCCAGCAAGGUGCUUUUUUUUGUCUUCAUGUUUUUCCCCAGUUAGAUCAUCCCUCUGAGUCAUGUUGUUUUGGCAUUUGUCAUGGAAGAAGUGUGACCAGCCCAACAUAUGGUCAGAGCAUGUAUCGCUGUGUUAACUUGUGCACUCACCUGGAAGCUGAAGCUCACCCCUAGAGACUGGAAACACUCGCACAUGUCAACAAACCAUAAAAAUACUUCCUAGAACAGUGCUGACUGACAGCUGGGUUUGGGGUUUUUGGUCAUAACAGUGCAGGUCAGCUGUGAGAUGAGGGGGAUGAGGGCCUUUGCAAGAUAAUCGGAAAUCUCAUGUGAAAGCAUAAAUACAGGUCCAGAUGGGGCCCACAUCGUCCAUUGCUUGGACUUUAGCCUAGAUCGUUUUUCAGAGUUUUACUUUUGAUGAUAUAAAACGAAGGCUUGAGAAUGACCACUAGGAUCUGUCAUCACGUAGUAAUUCCUAACACACUGCUCCCUCUCCCUGCUUACUUAACCAGUUUUAUUGAGCCAACAUUCAUUUUUAAUGAAUCAUUUAUGACUUAAAUGUGACUGGACUGAUACACCUCAGGAGAAAAUCAUCACAGUCAAGAUUUCUCUGACAUGAUUAGUAAACGUAAUGAGAUUAACUGUCUUAACGGGCUUAAUUGAAUCUUUUUUUUUUAAUUCACCCUGAAUAAAAAAUAUACUGAAACUUUUUUUUUAUUUGUUUCCUCGCUCAGGAAUACAUCGCUUACAGCCACACGGGCAGGAUCAUCCCGGCCAUCUGGUUCCGAUAUGAUCUCAGUCCAAUUACAGUCAAGUACACAGAGAGGAGACAGCCAAUCUACCGCUUCAUCACAACGGUGAGACACUUCCCCUCUCUGCAUUGGGGGAAAAUUUUGGCAGCGUGGCCAAAAGUUGACGGAAUUUUUUUUUUUUUGUAAGGUUUCAUAAAGUCUUCAUCUUAACAAUUAUUCUUCAGUUUAAUCUUGAGGCUGGAUUUUAUUAUCACUUAUGACCCGUGGAAGCAAGUCAUAAACACAUCUCUGAUUUUGUUAUCAGCAUUGAAGCUGAAUUUAGUCAGAGAGGAUGUAAGUCGAGUAAUCAGACUCUGUCAGUUCUGGUCUGUGCUGAUAAUAAUAGUAAUAGGAUACCAUUUCCAGGAUGAUGACUUAUAUCACUUAAAAAGGAAGAUUAAGAUGGUUUAUAGCUUUACUGGGUCAGUUAACAUUACAGAAGAAUUGGUUAAGCAUCUCAACACAAUGAGUGAGUGUUAAAAAAACGAUAGAAGUCCUCAAAAUAAAGAGGUAGGAGUCAAAACUAUGAGCAGCUUUUUAAAACAAACAGGUAUCAGAAAUGAUGACUAGCUUUGUCAAAGUGUUGGAGUAGUACCUCUGGGGUAUUAUCUCAAACACGGACUGACGCAAUGACUCAAUACGUCAAAAUAAUUUGUAGUAAUUUAAGAACUUUUUUCUCAAAAUAUGAAACCAUUGCAGAGUAAGGAUGUGUUAUCAGAACAUAUCUUAAUAAAUGAUCAACUUUUUUCACAAAGACAUAAACUCCCUUUUCAAAAACCAAUAAAAAUGUAAAUGAAGAUACUUAAAUCUUUAACUUUCUUCAUCUAUUUUAUCUUUCCAUGACUCCAUUCCUCACCUGACCUUGAUUUGUGAGGAAUUCAAGCUACGCAUGUUUUCCACCUCACCGGGAAAGCUUCCUGCUGACUGAUAAUGCAGUCAGGGUUAAAUUGGCUGCCUGACUGAUGAGCUACACUGUUAUUUGUCUUUUGUGUUGUUUAGGUUUUUCAUGACUUCAGGAUAUGACGGAGCUUAUAGUGUGAUUAUGACUCAUGGCUUAAGAUUGUGAGUCAAGCAGCAGCAGCAGAACUGUUUGCUGGAUUCCUGAGGUGUCAAUGUGAUUGUCACGAUUGCGUCUCAUAAAAAGCAGCUGAUAUUGAGCUGUUUGUAACAGGAGUAAAAAAAUAUAUAUGUUUUAUUUAUUUUACUGUAGAGUCUAACAGAGUGAUUUGUUUGUGCAGAUUUGUGCCAUCAUCGGGGGGACGUUCACAGUCGCAGGAAUCAUCGACUCCUGUAUAUUCACAGCUUCAGAGGCCUGGAAGAAGAUCCAGAUUGGAAAAAUGUCAUGA
Molecule: messenger RNA, 20013 nt
Organism: Xyrichtys novacula (pearly razorfish)
Lineage: Eukaryota; Metazoa; Chordata; Actinopteri; Labriformes; Labridae
Source: the annotation of a GenBank genome assembly